Molecule: messenger RNA, 635 nt
Organism: Rattus rattus (black rat)
Lineage: Eukaryota; Metazoa; Chordata; Mammalia; Rodentia; Muridae
Product: gamma-aminobutyric acid receptor subunit alpha-3-like
Exons: 3
Coding region: 1-507 (168 amino acids)
Biological process (GO): regulation of postsynaptic membrane potential; synaptic transmission, GABAergic; nervous system process
Cellular component (GO): synapse; neuron projection; GABA-A receptor complex
Molecular function (GO): inhibitory extracellular ligand-gated monoatomic ion channel activity; GABA-A receptor activity; GABA-gated chloride ion channel activity
Source: RefSeq, a predicted model, not a curated record
AUGGGCGUUUUCCUGCCUUUCUUUUAUGCGUCUGUCCUCUCGCUGCAGUUUUCUAAGCAAGGGGUUGACACAGGAGACAUGUUGCUUUGCUGCUCUCCGCGCCCCACUUUCGAUCUCGAUCCUGUGCACCAAGUGUUCUUCGCUAGGCACCCGAACCCCGCUGACCGAACUCGGUGCCUACAAAGGCUGCCAUCUCAGCCUUUCUUUCUCAAGGAUGCAGUGACUGAAGUGAAGACAGAUAUCUAUGUGACCAGUUUUGGCCCUGUGUCAGACACUGAUAUGGAAUAUACUAUUGAUGUGUUUUUUAGACAGACAUGGCAUGAUGAAAGACUGAAAUUUGAUGGACCAAUGAAGAUCCUUCCACUGAACAAUCUUCUGGCUAGUAAGAUAUGGACUCCAGAUACCUUCUUCCACAACGGUAAAAAAUCAGUGGCUCACAAUAUGACCACACCCAACAAACUGCUCAGACUGGUAGACAAUGGGACCCUCCUCUAUACAAUGAGGUAAGAGAGUGAUAACCCCUACACAGAGUAUAGUGGAGCUAGGACUUAAAUUGCAAGUUGUGGAUUUUAGGAUAUACACUGAAAAUUUCUUUGGUUUAUCAUAUUAAAUGCUUUCUUUCAUAACAGUUGCCG